Messenger RNA from Octodon degus (degu), 8038 nucleotides. It is a transcript of the gene Rgs3, whose product is annotated as regulator of G protein signaling 3. Bases 60 to 1868 code for a protein of 602 amino acids. The transcript is spliced from 18 exons. The record is from RefSeq and is a predicted model, not a curated record. Gene Ontology annotation, biological process: signal transduction. Lineage: Eukaryota; Metazoa; Chordata; Mammalia; Rodentia; Octodontidae. Gene Ontology annotation, cellular component: nucleus; plasma membrane. Gene Ontology annotation, molecular function: protein binding.
GACGGCAACACAGCCGCCUCGGGUUGCAGGCGCUCCCGCCCUGCCCACAGCGGCGACCCAUGGAGCGCUCCCUGCACCGUGUCUCCCUUGGGAGCCGGCGUGCCCACCGCGACCUGUCCUUUUACCUCACCACUUUUGGUCAGCUGAAGCUGUCGAUCGACGCCCAGGACCGGAUCCUGCUGCUGCACAUCAUCGAAGGCAAAGGCCUGAUAAGCAAAGAGCCUGGAGUCUGCGAUCCCUAUGUGAAGAUUUCUUUGAUCCCUGAAAGUAAUCGAGCACGCGCUCAGAAGACUCAGACCAUUCCUGACUGCAGAGACCCAGCUUUCCAUGAGCACUUCUUCUUCCCCGUGCCAGAAGAGGAUGAUCAGAAACGUCUUCUGCUUUCCGUGUGGAACCGAGCCAGUACCACCAGGCAGCGUGCACUCAUUGGCUGCAUGAGCUUCGGGGUGAGGUCCCUCCUGACUCUGAACAAAGACAUCAGUGGCUGGUACUACCUUCUGGGAGAGGACAUGGGCUGGACCAAGCACCUGAAGGUGGCCAGAAGGCGGCUGCGGCCCCUAAGAGACCCGCUCCUGAGAAUGCCAGGAAGUGGAGACGCUGAGAAUGGGGAGAGACUCCAGAUCACCAUCCCGAGGGGUGAGGACGGCUUUGGCUUCACUAUCUGCUGUGACUCUCCGGUCCGAGUCCAGGCGGUAGAUUCUGGGGGCCCAGCAGAGCGAGCAGGGCUGCAGCAGCUGGACACAGUGCUGCAACUGAACGAGAGGCCCGUGGAGCAUUGGAAAUGCGUGGAGCUGGCCCAUGAGAUCCGGAGCUGCCCGGGAGAGAUCAUCCUGCUCGUGUGGCGCAUGGUCCCCCAGGUCAAGCCGGGGCCAGAUGGUGGGGUCCUGCGGCGGGCCUCCUGCAAGUCCACACAUGACCUCCUUUCACCCCCCAACAAGAGGGAGAAGAACUGUACCCAUGCGGCCCAGUCACGGCCUGAGCAGCGACAUAGCUGCCACCUGGUGUGUGACAGCUCAGAUGGGUUGCUGCUUGGUGGCUGGGAGCGCUACACCGAGGUGGGCAAGCACGGAGGCCAGCACACCCUGCCAGCGCUGUCCCGUGCCACCACCCCUGCCGACCCCAACUACAUCAUCCUGGCCCCGCUGAACCCUGGGAGCCAGUUGCUACGGCCUGUGUACCAGGAGGACACCAUCCCUGAAGAACCAGGGAGUCCCACUAAAGGGAAGUCCUACACAGGCCUGGGGAAGAAGUCACGGCUGAUGAAAACUGUGCAGACGGUGAAAGGCCGAGGGAACUACCAGGACUGCUCGCUUCUGAGGCCACACGUCCCGCACUCAAGCUAUGGCACCUACGUCACCCUGGCCCCCAAAGUCUUGGUUUUCCCCGUCUUUGUUCAGCCCCUAGAUCUCUGUAACCCUGCCCGGACUCUCCUGUUGUCAGAGGAGCUGCUGUUGUACGAGGGGAGGAACAAGGCUGCCCAGGUGACACUGUUUGCUUACUCGGAUCUGCUGCUCUUCACCAAGGAAGACGAGCCUGGGCGCUGCAACGUUCUGAGGAACCCCCUGUAUCUCCAGAGUGUCAAGCUGCAGGAAGGUUCUUCUGGAGACUUGAAAUUCUGCUUGCUGUAUCUAGCAGAGAAGGCAGAGUGCUUAUUCACUUUGGAGGCACACUCGCAGGAGCAGAAGAAGAGAGUGUGCUGGUGCCUGGCGGAGAACAUCGCGAAGCAGCAGCAGCUGGGGGCCUCACCUCCCGAGAGGAAGAAACUCCACCCUUACGGCUCUCUCCAGCAGGAGAUGGGGCCGGCCAACUCCACCAAUGCUACCCAGGAUAGAAGCUUUACCUCAUCAGGACAGACUCUGAUUGGCUGAAUAAGCCCAAGGGCGGGACUCUGCUUCUGGCAACUUAACCCUUUCUGGGGCAUCCCCUACCACACAGUAACCUCACUUCAACUGGAGCCAAAACGGAGGACCAAGAUGGUGGGCUUAGGGUCAUCUUCAGGGAGUGGUCCUGAGAGUGUGUGUGGACCGGCAACAGGAGAAGUGGUGGUGUGAGAAGCCGUGUGGGCAUGGGCAGACUGGCAACAGGAAGUUCCUGAUGCAGAAGAUUCAGAAGCUUGUUCCCUUCAAGGAGAAAGAAUCUAAAAGGCAUCUGGGCACUCACCUUGGGGGCAGCAGGACAUUGGGAGAGGUCACCUUGAUGGAGAACGAUGUCGUGACCUGUGUUGCCCGAAGACAUCUCCACCCAUUCACUCAUUCUUCAUCUGGACACAUUCAUUUGUUCAUUCAGUGGAUUCUGAGGGCGUCCUCUUGGUGGCAGGCUUUGUGCGAGGGUCUUGGGGAUACUUUGGAGAACCAGAUGGGCAUGGCUUCUGCUCUCAUCAAGAUUCCAGUCCUAGUAGGGAAUGAGCAUUAAAUAAAUCAACACCAGCACACACGUGACCACACCCUGGGAGAGGUUUGCAGGAACAGAGCAAAUGCCUUUCGAGGACAUUGCAUCUAGGUUGCUCCAUGUAGGGGUGCAGCUAGGGAAGGACACAGCUGAGACCUGUAGGGAACAAGCCAACCGAGGACUUGGGAGAGAGCUGGCAGGUAGAUGGAACAGCAUGCAUGAGCUCCUGGGAUGGAAGGGAGCUUGGCACGCUGCAGGAGCCAGCAGAGGCCCAUGUGACCACCACCCAGGGAGGAAGGAGGAAGGAAGGAAGGCCAGGUGUGUAGGACUCAGGCAGUGAGUGCUUUAUUAAUUUCAUCAUAGAUGAAGUGGGGAGCCAUGAAUGGCCUUUGAGAGAGUGCCAUGUGCUCAGGAACAGUUCUACAAGAUACAAGAGCAGACAGUGGGGCAUCAAGCAGGCAGGGGACCACUAUGAGUCCCUCAGCCCAUCACCUACAGGGUGACGGUGCCUUGUUCUAGAGGAUGGUUGGGCUGUUGGGUCAGACUCUGGGAUGAGAAAAGACGACUCUCUCCCUUGCUCCUCCACCUGCCCUCAUGCUCUACCUGGUGACUGUAGUGAGAUUUGGGACCUUUCUCAUGGACCUGCUUCUGGGCAGGCCUGAGCUAGGGACCAAUGUUGUAUCCCUGGAUGUGGAGCGCCAAAUACCCCGCCUAGUCCCUGGGCCUUGCAUGAGCUGUCUGUAAUGCCUCUUACUGUGUUGGGCUGUCCAAUGGGGAGCUGGAACUCAGUGCUCUGACAAUGGACUUGGUUUUUCUGUGGGGCUCCUAAGAGUCAGGGAGCAGGACUGGGUAUGGCUCAGCAACUCUUGUGGAGAGCCUCCUGUUUCGAGGUGACAGGAUGACCUACCAGGGCCUGGGCCUGAGAGCCUUGCCCACUUGCUGCCUGCUGCAACCCUGGCUAAAACUCAGGGUCAGGAAGUUCUUAUACCUUUUCUGACUAGUAAGACCUAGGCAGAGGGAAGCCCACAGCUACAAAGCUGAGAGACAUAGUUUAUGUGCAAGAGGGGCCUACAUGAUGGGGUUGUUUGCAUAGGGAAAGAGCUUAGAGAGGCUGGAAAGAUGGCUCAGGCCAGAGAUGCCCCUGGCCAUGGACUAGCUCUGUGUUCUAUAAGACCUCAGUGUCUCUAGAAAGGGUUUUUGUGCCCUGUGAGUUUUCUCAGCUGCUGUGGCCAGCUGAACACCUGAAACAGUGCCCUGGAAAAGAAUAUGUUUCGUAUCUUCCAUGUAGGAAAAAUCAGGCACAUUGGUACAGCUGUCUGGUAGGGAAUGGGAUGGCUCCGCUGGUGAUCAGGCUAAUGCCCCUGUCCAGCAGGGAGACAGAUGCUGCCUGGAUAAGGACAAGUGAUUCACAGCAUCUCUAGCCACCAGGGCUUGGCCCACAGGGUGAAUCUGAGCAGCUGAGCAGCUGGGUCUGCAGAGACAGCAAGCUGCACUUUGAUUUCAUUUGGUUCUCUUACAAAAUGACAUUAAGGGGAAUGCGAGAUGCAGGAGCAUUCCAUGUCUGGCAAGGCGGCAAGCUUGUCUGUCCUGGGCCUGGUGACCUGCUUCUGUCCAGCAGACAGGUUUAGAGCACAGACACUGUGACCCCAGAGAGAAGGAAAACUGGAAUGCAGCAGCCAGCCCCGGGGAUGGCACUCUCCUCCCAGUUUGUCCUGACAGUCUGCUCAGUGAACCAUGCCUUGUGAUCAAGGUCCCAGAUCUGCCAGUCGGUGGAGAGGUGGACAUGCGCUCCCGCCGGGCCUGGGGCUGGUCUGCCCAGCAACUGUGGCGAGCCGCACUGCCGCUGCUGCUCUGCCUUGUGAAUCAAUGCAACUUUUAAUUUGGCUCCACUGACUUGUGAAGAUGAGAUAUGACCUGGUGGCCACUGCUCUGCAGCAUCCUGGGCCAUCCCAGCUGUUCAAGAUGAUGAACAGGCUAUCGCAAUUGCAUCUGAGAGUCAUAAUCACGGGAAACAUGAUCAGGCCCCGCCCCACCACAUAAAUCACUCUAAGAAGCACACAAUGGCCUCUUUCCUGAUGGGCCAAUUGUCUUGGUUUGGUGUCUCAGGGCCUGGGAGCUGGGAGGAUGGGAGAACAACUAUGUAUUGUCAAAAAGGCCAUCUGUGCAACUUGAAUACAAAGUGGCCCUUUUAGUUUCCCACACACCCUCUGAUCCUGUUUUCAUGCGUUCUUAUAUCUCAGGCUCUGGGUCUCUUGAAACACUCGUCUCUUCUCUGCGCUGUUAUUCCUGGGUCUUUUGGCCCUUUGGCAGUGGGGACAACACAGACUUUUUGGAAAUAAUGACACUGAUUGGUGUAUUUUUUUUUUCUUAUUCUUUAUUUUAUUUUUUUCCUCCUGAAUUCUGCCACCAAAGCCCUAAUUGAUCACACGUGCUACCAAAGCAUCAAGCAGGUUCUGUAAAGGGGAGGGCUAGCAGUUUUGCAACAUCGGAGCCUUCCCUGCAGUGAGAACCCCACAGCGUAUAUUUUGGAGAUGGCAGCCAGGGUCUGCAGGUGUCAUUUCCCCUAAGCCUUCUGGUAGCCUCACUUAGGACAAAGGUGACCAGGCUCUGAGAAGUAAAUGACUUAUUUUAGGUCAUAUAGCUUGUAAGUGGCUAAGUUAUUCCUUAAGCACAGAUCUUUCAGCCUAAGUCAUUGCUCUUUCUAUUUGUAAAGCUUUGCUUUUAGAAGUAGAAAUAAGGGAAGUCAUUCAUUUCAUCCAGAAGAGGCAGGAGGCAGGUACUAACAGGUACCAAUGAGUACCGGAAGUGGUGGCCUUCCUAGCUAUAGAGGAAAUACUUUCUGGACAAGUGAAAUGAGAUUGGUUUUCUCUACUUGGUGGAGAAGAACUUCUAGUUCUUUUAGUAUUCAAUUCCCUGUGGAGUGGCACCAGCUGGAAGGAUCAGUUGCUCUCUGUGAGAGGUGAAAAGAAGUCUGAUAUGAAAGGCAAGACUGAGCUCCUACGAUGGGCUCUCGGGCAGUGCUGGACCGGUCAGGUUAUGCUCCUCCCCUUUGGAGUCUGGCAUUCAAGAAGAACAGAUGAUGCAGAAAUGUUAUUAGAGGCAGAAAGGGAUAGCUUCAGGCUCAGUCCUGUCUGUCUUGGUAUCAGUGCCGAUGGAGGCUCUGACCUGAGCCCAGCUGACUCUGCCACUGCUGGCUCCUUCUGCAGGGUUUUGUGCCCAGAUUUGGUUAAUUGGCUGACUUAAGAUUUCAACUCUCACUACCCAAGAAUCAAAUGGAUUUCAUUUCAGCACUCCCUGCAAAGGAGUGAUCUCCUUUCUCCAAUCGGUGCAACUGUUUUCCAGGCAGCUCAGCUUGCCUGCCUGCUUGCCUUCUCUCUCGCUGCUGGUCUGGCUGUAGACAGACCUCCUUCUUCGUUGUCUUGCUCUUCUUUUUCCUCAAAAAGAAUGGAGGACAGCUCUACCCACUCCUGUCUUGUUCUUCUUUCUCCCCAUGCCUUUCUCUGGAGAGAGCUGUUGGCCAUCCUCCCAACUGCUCCCAGGUCUUUGGUUUAGGGCAGAGUGAUGGCACUAGGUAACUGAAUGAGCACUCCUACCAUGAGCCAGGCCUGGAGCAAAGCUUUUGGUAUACAUUGUGUCUUCUUAUGCUCACUACAGGGUUCAUUGCCCUGUUACACAUUUACUCCCAUUGAACCCACUUUGCCAAGGAAGAUGUUGAGUCUUAGAGAAGUGAAGAAAUUUGCCCAAGGUCACAAAGCUGAUGGCUGAUGAGGAUCGCAGCCCAGGACAAUGUGGUUCUGACUCUUCUCUUCGACUGCUGGGAGGGACUGGAGAGGCUGGGCAGUCACACUACCACCUGAAGCGCAUCUAAGGAGGUGCGAUCUUCCAUAGAAAGGAGGUGUGAUCUCCACUGGGCUUGUGGCCACACAGGACAAUUUCACCUUCUCCAAAGUCCCUGUGUCCAUUUGCAUGGAGACUGCUCCUUCCACCUGGUGCUGCUCAAACAUUUCUGCUGUCUUCAAACUUGGAGGCUCAACACCGUCCUUAGGCAUACCUUGGAAGCCAUGGCCUCCUCCCCUUGUGCUUUCCCAGAAGUCUUUACUUAUCCUUAGCAUGGUGUAUUGGGCAGCUAUACAAGGGGUGAUGAAAACAUACAGUGAACAGGGGUCUCAAAGAAAAGUCCUAGCAUAUGCUGGGUUAUCUGCCAAAGCUAAAACUUGCGUCUAGAAGGAAAGAUAACAAGCUAGAAAGUCCAAGUUUGGGUAGGGAGGAGGAGGAGGCCCCAGGAAAGGAGGACAGGCUUCAGAGAGGGAAGGUGUGGAAACAGCAGAUCUCUUGUGAGUUACCAGGGUUCUAGACCAAAAACUCCUGUCCCUAAACUAUAUGUGUGCUUGAUGUCAAAAGCCUUAUUUGUGCAUCAUUUAAAGUGUGAUCAAAGUAUCACUGAACAUGUAAGUUAAAAUGUAUUACAGUAAAAGACUCAUUGCUGUUAAUCUCCCUCUAAACGCUCCCCUUUGCUUCCAACGCCCUUAGCCUAUUAUUCUUGUCACUUUCAAAAGCUGUUUUGGAAGUCUGUGCGUGUCUUCAUGAGGUCUGAUAAAAAGUAGAGUGAGUGCUACUGCCAGGUGCCACCCAACAGAGAGACAGGUCUCUAAAAACACUACAGUAUGUUCUCAUGCACCUCCCUCAGCGGAUCUGGUACUAUGUGACCUCUGGUUUUCCCUGAAGUCAAUCCAACUAUGAAAGGUAAACAUUUCGAUCCAAUUCAGAAGAGCACUGAGGCAGCCACAGCAGUGCAACUAAAGAUACUCCUGAAAGAAGACUUCCAGAAUGGCUUCAGACUAAAACAAGAACGGGGGGCUAAGUGUGUUCAGAGUGAUGGGAGUGAUGGCAAAGUGUCUUCUACUGAAAUAAUUUUUUUAAAAAAUGUGAGCAUUCACUGGACUUUUUGAGCAUACCUCACCCACUGCUACAAAAUUUCGAGAUGCCCUGGAGCAGGCAGAGAGCACGUUUGACUUGUUUUUCAUCCUGUUGUUGCCUAGUGCAUAGUAGGUGCUCAGUAGAUAUUGGAGAAUUGAGCCGGCCUGUGCAGUGCAAUCCUCCUACGUUUAGAACAUAGAUGAGGAAGCAGGAUCUAAAAAGAGAACUGACCUGGCCAAGUCAACAUCAGAGGAGGGAGUAGAACGCAGGUCAGCUGACUCUCUUGGCGGAGAGUUUUUGUUUGCAUCUGCCGCCACAGGCCUGCAUCUCCACUGGCCCGUAAAGCAAUGUGGCCAAGUUCGUAUCAGGGUCAUGGGGAGUGUCAUAUGCUUAAGCUGAGAGGGGACCUCCCCUGAGAAAAGGAUGCCUCCUAAGAACUAUCACUGUGAUUCUUUUCUCUGGGUUUUGGGCCUUCCCCACACUGAGCAUUUUGCCUCAAAAAAGUCAGAACAGGAUUCUCAAGCAAGAGCAGUCAAAAGACAGCUGGGACUGUGUGACCUCCGACAAAUAACUCCACAUGUCUGGCCAUCGCUUCCUUACCAAGAAAAAUGAAGGAGCUGAGUGCCAGGUGGUCUCUAGGAAUCACCAGGUCUCAAACUAUUAGGAUAAAAUAAUAAGGACCAGAAUAGAGAAAAGUGGAUGCCCUGAUCUAGUGCAAGAAUUGGUUUAUUUC